CAGUUUAUAGCUGCUAUGACGGCAAUUUGCCUUUUCCUGUGUGGUGGGGGUUGAGCAAGGCAAGGUUGCCGGAAUUUACCACCACCGCUGUGGCGAUGCCGCCGGUGAUGUCCCGAUGCUCGUUCUUCAGCAGCUGGCCCUUUGCAGCACUUAGACGACUGGCAAGAUUUCGAGGCUCGCAUGAUAAUAAAGUUCGCGUAAAAAAAGCCCCCGUUAGUGAUACGGACUAUUUGUAUGUGAUUACUCAAUACUGUAGUGGUGGAUGUGGAAAAGUGACGUUGACCGAAGGAUUCUUCGUCCUUUGGCAAAAAUAUGUAUCAUAAUCUUACUCUUCAUUAAGAAGAAAUAAAAAUAUAUUUAAAAGGAUAAAGAAAUCUUUGGCGUUAUGGAAUCGGAAGGUGAAACUCCAGUAUCGCUGGAACCUGCAUCGUCUAAAACCAGCCCUCCCACUUCAAAAUCUUUAAAUUUCUCAAUUGAUAAAAUAAUGGAACCCGAUAAGCCAUCAAGUAAAACUGUACAAAACUCGGAUGGAUUAACCAACGUUCCGUUAAUUUCAAAUUUCUCGAAUUGUACGAAUUUAGAAUCGGCAUUCAAAAAAUACGUUCCCAGCAUGUUGCAGUCCCAUGAACUAUUUCAACAAUAUCCAUUUAUUUACUACCAUCCGAAUCAGUUAAUGUGCGUUGCGACAAAUUCAGCGGCUUAUUCGUCAGAAACGCCUGUAGCUACCGGUAGUUCCCCGUCGAUUCUUCUUCCACCCAAUUCUAUUUCCAUGAGUCAGCAUUUUGAAAAAAGUAAUAGGUCUUCCGAACUUCCCAAAAAUAAUAUCCAAGUUACGAAACAGAAAAGUUUCGAAUGUGGAGAGUGUGGAAAAGUGUUCAAUGCUCAUUACAAUUUAACCAGACACAUGCCAGUUCAUACUGGUGCUCGACCUUUCGUUUGUAAAAUAUGUGGCAAAGGUUUUCGACAGGCGUCAACGUUGUGUCGUCAUAAAAUAAUUCACACCUCCGAAAAACCUCACAAAUGUCAUACUUGCGGGAAAGCAUUCAAUCGUUCCUCAACUCUAAACACCCACGCUAGGAUCCAUGCCGGUUACAAACCGUUUAUAUGCGAAUUCUGUGGGAAAGGAUUUCACCAGAAAGGGAAUUAUAAGAACCACAAACUAACUCAUAGUGGAGAGAAAGCUUACAAAUGUACCGUUUGUUCGAAAGCUUUUCAUCAAGUUUAUAAUUUAACAUUCCAUAUGCAUACUCAUAACGAUAAAAAACCAUUUACAUGCCGAGUGUGCGGAAAAGGAUUUUGUAGAAACUUUGAUUUGAAAAAGCACAUGAGGAAAUUACAUGAGGGAACUUGUGGCGGAAGUGAUGGAGAUUUCUUGAGUGGAAACAGUCACGGAUCAACCAGUAGCUCUAUUUAUAACGGAGAAAGUGAUCUUCAACAUUUUAUUAGGCCCUUUCUCAUGCCACCUUCUACUUCUAGACCAUCCAUACCCGUGUACGCAAGCAAAUUGUUAUGACAACACGAGGAAAUGUUACAAAAAUCGGACUUAUAUCGUGCAUAAUUAGUUUUAUUAACCAUGCAAUAACACAAUUAAAUAUCUUUUGUGAAAUCGUAGAGCUUCUGAAAUGCCUAAUAAGCGUUGAUCUCUUAAAUGUGCAAUAUUUUCUUAGGUUUACGACGCUAAAAUUGUAUUUUAGA
Messenger RNA from Agrilus planipennis (emerald ash borer), 1695 nucleotides. RefSeq names its product fez family zinc finger protein 1-like. Bases 386 to 1513 code for a protein of 375 amino acids. The transcript has 2 exons. NCBI's taxonomy places the organism in Eukaryota, Metazoa, Arthropoda, Insecta, Coleoptera, Buprestidae. The record is from RefSeq and is a predicted model, not a curated record.